Messenger RNA from Eimeria mitis, 747 nucleotides. RefSeq names its product mannose-1-phosphate guanylyltransferase, putative. Gene Ontology annotation, cellular component: cytoplasm. Bases 1 to 747 code for a protein of 248 amino acids. The transcript is spliced from 6 exons. Gene Ontology annotation, biological process: GDP-mannose biosynthetic process; cell wall mannoprotein biosynthetic process. Gene Ontology annotation, molecular function: mannose-1-phosphate guanylyltransferase (GTP) activity. The record is from RefSeq and is a predicted model, not a curated record. Lineage: Eukaryota; Apicomplexa; Conoidasida; Eucoccidiorida; Eimeriidae.
AUGGGGCCCCUAAAGGAGACAGGGGGGGGGCCCCCAAGGGGGGCCCCCAUCUCCUCCUCCUUACCCAAGUUCACAGAAGCUGUACAACCCCAGCAGCAACAGCAGCAACAGCAGCAGCAGCAGCAGCAGCAGCAGCAGCAGCAGCAGCAGCAGCAGAUAGAGACAACAAAAGGGGGAUUUGAACCCCCAAGGGGGGCCCCCAUCUCCUCCUCCUUACCCAAGUUCACAGAAGCUGUACAACCCCAGCAGCAGCAACAGCAGCAGCAGCAGCAGCAGCAGCAGCAGCAGCAGCAGCAGCAGAUAGAAACAACAAAAGGGGGAUUUGAGGCUGUUGCUGAGGCUGUAGCAGCAGCAGCAAAACACGAUACAGAUGAAACCACCAGAGAGAUGAAGGCACUUAUACUUGUGGGGGGAUACGGCACCCGUCUCCGCCCCCUAACCCUCUCCGUCCCUAAACCCUUAAUUCAUUUUUGUAAUAGAGCUAUCAUUGAGUAUCAGAUUGCUUCUUUUAAACGCGUAGGUGUGCGUCACCUAAUCCUUGCUGUUGCCUAUCAACCCCAAGCCCUGAUGGAGGCCCUGCAUGAUCUAGAGGCGAAGUAUGAGAUGAAGAUAAGCUGUUCAAAGGAAGAAGAACCCCUCGGCACUGCUGGGCCCAUCCGUCUGGCUGAGGGUUUGCUGCUGCAGGAGGAAGAGGACCCAGCAGCAGCAGCAGCAGCAGCAGCAGUUAGGGUUUGUGUUUCAGUAUGA